Molecule: messenger RNA, 1295 nt
Organism: Pteronotus mesoamericanus
Lineage: Eukaryota; Metazoa; Chordata; Mammalia; Chiroptera; Mormoopidae
Gene: GCA
Product: grancalcin
Exons: 8
Coding region: 85-747 (220 amino acids)
Molecular function (GO): calcium ion binding
Source: RefSeq, a predicted model, not a curated record
UUCUGCUUCACCGGCACCUGUACCUGCACGGACGCUUUCCACCCAGCAGAGCGGACACCGACGGUGACGGUUGCUCCGCUUGUCAUGGCCUACCCGGGAUACGGAGGAGGGUUUGGAAAUUUUAGUGGUCAGAUGCCUGGAAUGCAGAUGCCAAUGGGACAGCCAUUGCCAGGAAUAGGGCCACAUGUGCCCCCUGGUGGCUACCCCGGAUACCCGGAUUAUUCAGAUAGUUAUGCCUCAGCGGAAGAUCCCAUGUGGAGGUACUUUACUGCUGUUGCUGGACAGGACGGUGAAGUGGAUGCAGAAGAACUUCAGAAAUGUUUGACACAGUCUGGAAUCAGUGGAACUUACUCUCCCUUCAGUUUGGAAACCUGCAGAAUUAUGAUUGCCAUGUUGGAUAGAGAUUAUACAGGAAAAAUGGGAUUCAAUGAAUUCAAAGAACUUUGGACAGUUCUUAAUGCCUGGAAGGAAAACUUCAUAUCUAUUGAUCAAGACAGAAGUGGCACAGUAGAGCAUCAUGAAUUGAAUCAAGCCAUUGCUGCUAUGGGUUAUAGGUUGAGUCCUCAAACAUUAACUGCUAUUGUUAAGCGUUAUAGCAAGAAUGGGAGGAUCUUCUUUGACGAUUAUGUUGCUUGCUGUGUGAAGCUUCGAGCACUGACAGAUUUCUUUAGGAGAAGAGACCACUUACAACAAGGGGUUGUGAAUUUCAUAUAUGAUGAUUUUUUGCAGGGCACUAUGACAAUUUGAAUGCCUAGAAUUUGGAAGCUGAAGAAAUACUGUGAAUAUUUCUGAUUGGAAGAAAUAAACUGGACUACUUUGAAUUCAGGCUUUUGGUGGGGCUUUUCCAUGUUUCUAUAUGUUAAAUCUCUUCCCUUCAUACUAUAUAUACACAUAUAUGUGUGUGUGUGUAUAUAUAUAUAUGUGUGUAUGGCGCUUUAAUUUGUUAUGAAUAAAAUAAUGUGUUUUUAUUUUAGCACACAAUUCAAAACAAUAAGAGAUGUUUUUGUAUUUGGGAUGUUUCUGCUUUUAGAAAAGUUAUUACUUUAUGGAUAUCUGUAUAAUGUCAUCAAGUAUUGCUGUAUGAUUAAUUGAUGUAAAUAUCUCUCAGCCUUAAUUUUUAACAAUAUAAACUGGAGGAAUGUAUUUAUAAGCUAGAUUAUAUAAGAAGCCAAAUGAUAAAAGCCUAGAUAAAACUAAUUUAUACUUACCUGAAGGUUAUGAAUUUUACUUUCAAAUUUCAUUGGUAUUUGAAGGUAAGCUAGAAGGGCAAUCCUGGAUUUUGUGCCAUAUUCAUA